This is a messenger RNA of Monodelphis domestica (gray short-tailed opossum), 7808 nucleotides long. It is a transcript of the gene RFX6, whose product is annotated as regulatory factor X6. NCBI's taxonomy places the organism in Eukaryota, Metazoa, Chordata, Mammalia, Didelphimorphia, Didelphidae. Gene Ontology annotation, biological process: regulation of transcription by RNA polymerase II. The record is from RefSeq and is a predicted model, not a curated record. Gene Ontology annotation, molecular function: DNA-binding transcription factor activity, RNA polymerase II-specific; RNA polymerase II cis-regulatory region sequence-specific DNA binding.
CCAGCUUGGUCAGGCUGGCCCCUGUGUGAUUAACUGAGUGUGUGUGGAAACACUAAAAAGAGGAGGAGGAGGAAAGAAAGAAAGGAAGAGGAUUAAGAAGAGGGAAGAGAGCAUUAGGGGAUGGUAAUGAAUUAUUCUGGCCUGGAUUGGGACUUUUGCACCAACAAAAAGUGUUUAUAUAACAGCACAGGCAUCCUUUCCCAGCCAGAUAAAGGACUCCUGAAGAGAUGUGUAGGUGUCUGCUUCCCGGUCCUAGUUCCAUUCUGGGUGCAGGGCGCAGACCCCCAAAGUAGAAGAAGGACUGAUUUCUAGGUAGCCAGCCUGUAUGCCUUUCUCUGGAGGACUAAACUUGAUUUUUUUCAUCUGGGACGUCCCAAGGCAGCUGCCUCCAGUCUUUAGACAAGAUUCUUUUUCCAGUUUUCCUGGCUGACUCCUUCAAGCAGGGUCACCAGUCUCCGACUCCGAAGUCGCACUACCCCACCCUGCACCCUAUCCUUCUCCCCACCCCGAUCUCCGCCCCCUUCCCUGCCCCCGCCCACGGACCCAUCUCGUGGGGUCCCUGCUUUGUAGUUGUCUGCAUGGGCUCCCGCUGCACCUUUGGGGAGGAAGAACCAUGCCCAUGAAGAGGACGGCUAAGGUCCCUGAGCGGGAGGGUUCCUUCCUGCAGGGGCAGCCUUCCCCAAAAGUUUCUCCGGGGAUCCAAGAAGAGGGAUGCUAUGUAGAGCUGUUGGCCAAGGGCUUGCUCGCGUAUCCGGAGGAAGGACAGCUGGUGAACUCCCGGGGCAUCAGGGAGGAAGUAGAGGAGCCGGGGCUGUCCGUGGGAAUCAAAGCAGAAAUGCACCUCAGCAACGAUCACCUUUCUUCCUCAUCCGAAGAGGAUGUGGAUAUCCAAGAUAAUAAAAUCAGAGCACCUGACACACAUCUGUCCCAGAAGAAAACCAUCACCCAGAUCAUGAAAGAUAAAAAGAAACAGACUCAGCUCACUCUACAGUGGCUUGAAGAAAAUUACAUUGUAUGUGAAGGUGUGUGCUUACCACGGUGUAUCCUCUACGCACACUAUUUAGAUUUCUGCAGGAAAGAGAAAUUGGAGCCUGCUUGUGCAGCCACUUUUGGAAAGACUAUUCGCCAGAAAUUUCCUCUGCUUACCACACGGCGACUUGGGACCAGAGGCCAUUCAAAGUAUCACUAUUAUGGGAUUGGCAUCAAAGAAAGCAGUGCAUAUUAUCACUCUGUCUACUCUGGGAAGGGUCUGACAAGGUUUUCUGGAAGCAAGCUGAAGAAUGAGGGUGGUUUCACUCGGAAAUAUUCACUCAGCUCAAAAACUGGGACACUUCUUCCAGAGUUCCCCAGUGCACAACACCUUGUGUACCAAGGAUGCAUUUCUAAAGACAAGGUAGAUACUCUCAUUAUGAUGUACAAAACUCACUGCCAGUGUGUUCUGGAUAAUGCAAUCAAUGGAAACUUUGAAGAGAUCCAGCAUUUCUUACUACAUUUUUGGCAAGGAAUGCCUGAUCACCUUCUUCCACUGCUUGAAAAUCCUGUUAUCAUAGACAUUUUCUGUGUUUGUGACUCAAUUCUUUAUAAGGUCCUAACAGAUGUCCUCAUUCCUGCAACAAUGCAAGAAAUGCCUGAAAGUUUAUUAGCAGACAUUAGAAAUUUUGCUAAAAAUUGGGAACAGUGGGUUGUUUCAUCCUUGGAAAACCUUCCUGAAGCCCUAACAGAUAAGAAACUACCUAUUGUACGGAGAUUUGUAUCUUCCUUAAAACGACAAACAUCCUUCUUACAUCUUGCUCAGAUUGCUAGACCAGCCCUUUUUGACCAGCAUGUUGUGAACUCUAUGGUGUCUGACAUUGAAAAGGUUGAUCUGAAUAGCAUUGGCUCUCAGGCAUUUCUCACUGUUUCUGGCAGCACCGAUCCUGAAUCCGAAGUCUACACGGAAUAUGACUCUAUUACAGUGUUCCAAGAACUGAAGGAUUUGCUAAAGAAGAAUGCCACCGUGGAGUCAUUUAUUGAAUGGCUGGAUACUGUGGUAGAGCAAAGGGUCAUUAAGACCAGCAAGCAAAAUGGCAGAUCCUUAAAGAAGAGGGCUCAAGAUUUCCUGUUGAAAUGGAGCUUCUUUGGGGCUCGAGUCAUGCAUAACCUGACCUUGAACAACGCCUCCAGCUUUGGUUCUUUUCAUUUGAUCCGAAUGCUUUUGGACGAAUAUAUUCUACUAGCCAUGGAGACACAGUUUAACAAUGACAAAGAGCAAGAGUUGCAGAAUUUAUUGGAAAAGUAUAUGAAGAAUUCAGAUGCAAGCAAAGCUGCCUUCACUGCAUCACCAAGCUCUUGCUUUCUGGCCAACCGAAAUAAAGGGAGCAAUGUUUCUAGUGAUGCAUCAGUUAAGAAUGAAUGUCUUGCUGAGGCAAAUUAUGUUUCUCUGCCCUCCAACCAGCCUGGUGUCUUGCCUUCUGCUUUACAUUCUUUCUCUCCCGGGGAUACAGAAACUAUGCAGCUUACAGGUCCAGUAGAGCUAUCUCAGAGUACUGGUCACUUGGUGACACCACCCAUUUCUCCAGCCAUGGUCAGCAGAGGAAGUGUCAUCAACCAGGGGCCAAUGGCUGGGAGACCACCCAGUGUUGGUCAGGUGUUAUCUGCUCAGUCUCACUGCUCAUCAUACCCAGAGCCCCUGUACCAGACUCUCUCACAAUCGAACCAGAACUAUUAUGGGACCAGCCCCAACUACCAGACCAUGUUCCGAGCCCAGACUCACACACCAGCAGGAAUCUAUCACCACAGGGCUGAACACAGUCGGUUUAUGGCCCUGAGUGAACAACAGCUUUCUAGAGACUAUUUCAGUAACAGCUGUGCUGUAUCUCCAUACAAUACCAGGUCACCUUCAAACUAUGGACCAUCCUCAACCAUGCAGGAUGCACACAGUAUGCAGUUUCUAAAUAAUGGAAGUUUCAAUUUCCUGAGUAAUACAGGGGCAAAUGGCUGCCAAGGAUCUUCAUAUCCUCCUAAUGCACCUAACGGAUAUUAUGGAAGCAAUGUAAACUACACAGAGUCUCAUAGGCUUGGAUCAAUGGUUGACCAGCAUGUGUCUGUCAUCAGCAGUGUAAGCAGCAUUCGCUCAUUGCCCCCAUAUAAUGACAUCCAUGAUCCCCUGAACAUCUUAGAUGACAGUAGUCGAAAACAAGCAAGUUCAUAUUAUACAGACACAUCUUCUUCAGUUGGCUGUCGGACUCCAACAAUAGCCUCCAACAUGUCAACAGUAAUUCCAGCGUCUUCAUCUCAGUGUAUGUUUGGAACUUCUAAUCAAUACCCAGCUCAGGAAUCUCUGGAAUCCCAGGGAACGAAUAGUAGAGAAAUAGUGUCAUCUUUGCCACCAAUCAAUACUGUCUUUAUGGGAACGGCAGCUGGAGGGACCUAGACCAGAAAAUGUGGUGGGUUCAUUUUAAGAACAUUCUCGACUCCACUGGUCCAAAGACCAUUAUUCCCUCAGCUUUCUAAGCGAGGAGAGAAAAUAGACUCUGCUGUAGCCGGACACUAUUCUUGAAGUCACUUCACUGAGAAGCAAUAACAAAAGACUGGACAAUCUACCUACUCAUCAGAAAACAGACACCUUGCAAAGAGAACAUUGCACAUGAAUCAUUUCAUAUGACUUCUUAUUAACAGUUGUAGCUUCAAGCUUCGACAAAAUAAUAGAAUUCGUAGGGAUUUGGAAAAAAAUGUCCAUUAUGGAGAAUUGACAUUUCCCUUCCUAACUUAUUGAAAAUGUAUAUGCUGCCACUGUUUUGUCUUUUCUUUCUCUUCCUCAUUCUCCUUUAUUUUUUCAGAGAGGAAAAGUUUAUUUAAUGCCUAUACACUAUCCUUUAUUUAUUAGAAUCAGAGAAUCACUGUUUACGAUCUUUUAUUUGACAAAUAGUCAAAUGUAUGUGUUCUACCUCCUAUGGAAAUGUUUACAAAGUUGAGUCUUGAUUCAAUUCAGCCUAUGCCAAAGUUGCUUGACUUUCAAAUUUCUCUUGUGCUUUUAGUAGGUUGGUUUCUGUUACAUAAGAGUGGCUUUAUCUAUGUAACUAUCUAAGAGACCAGUGCUUUCUACAUGUUUAUAUGAAAUGAAAAGAUGAGGAGAAAUAAAAUAGGGGAAUGUAAGGAAAUAUUUCAAAAGUUGAAAUGUUUUGAUAUGCUCAUUCUGUUUGCUGUCAUGGAUGGUACCAUUUUUAGACAAUGCAGCUGUGGGUUAUUUUAGCAAACAGAUGUGCUCAAUGGCUAGAAUUUAUUCUGUAGUAUGUAAAGUAGAACAUGAGAAGCAUUUGAAAAGUUCUAUGGAAAAUUCAAGGAAAGGAAAAUAAGGCCAACCAAUGCUGUCUGCCUUAAGCAACCAUCUGUAAGUUGGAGCCAACAUACAUGAAGUAGGUGUGAUAGAAACUUAUGAAAUUAGUUAAUAUUUGGAGUAAUUUCUAAUGGAGAAGGGUGUGGGGGCAUGCAAACAAAGGUUAACUCAAAAUUUGUUAAAAACAAUUUUACUUAUCUCGUUAUUUAUAAUUGUUAAACAAUUUGAUACACAAUUUACAUGAUUUCAUUUAUUUUCCUUUUCUAUAUGUCUUGGUAUAAAAGGCAGGCUCUGUAAUUGGUAGAAUCUGUUGAGAAACUCCCAUUAACCUUAUAGUCUUCUGAUCUUUUCUGCCAAAUCUUUUUAUAGAGCAGUGAACCCUGUCUUAUAUUAACUAUGAAAAGGAUGAACACAAAAUAUAAGUUCCAGGAAUGUAACAAGCAUUUCUAACAACUCAAAAUGUUAAUUUAAAAUUAAGUUUUAAUUUGUAUUGAGUCAGGUUGUGCCUUAUCAUUUUUGCGGGGAGAGUAGUUUCAGACAUGAGGUUUCCUCAGUGUGAGAGAGCUCCUGGUAUGGAAAAACCCAUCUACUUAUGCAGGCCAGUCUGUAACUAGUCUUAGAGAAUUGCCUGGAAUAGAAAAAGGUUAAAUGACACUUUUAAAUAAGUGAUUGUAUGCACAGUGUCAGGACUUGAACCUAGGUCUUCCUGCCUUCAAGACUAGACCUUUAUCCACUGACCAACUUUGCCUCAUAAAUAAAAUUCUAAUUAUCAAUUUAUACUAAUCAACAAGCAUUUAUUGAGGGUCUACGCUGUGCUCAGCAUCAAGUAUGAGGCAUGAUCUCUUUUUCCUCUUUUCCCCAAAGAAAUUCACAGUCUACAUAAAAAAGAUAAGAUGAGAAUGUAGCAUAAUAGUGGAAAGGACCAAAGAUUAAUUAUUUUGUCACUUAGCUGUGUGACUUUGGACACUUAACUUUCCUAUGUCUUAGUUUUCUCAUCCAUAAAUUGAGAAAAUUGAACUAGAUUAUAUCUAAAGUCCCCCAAAUCUGUGAGUCUAUGAAACUAAUAUAGACAAGAAAAAGACAAAUACAAUUAAGUGAUUAGAACCUGCAAUAUAGUCUCUUAAGCAAUGUAGGAAUUCAGAGGAAGAGGGAGAUAAGGGAAGACAAAAGUAGUUAGGGAAAGCUUUCUGAAACAUACAUCCCUUGAACUGGAUUGAAAGUCAGCCAUUCAGCACAUUAAAUGCUAACAUUUUAUUGAUGUCUUCUGGAGUAGUUAUCAUGGGAUAUGGUUCUUCCUUCACUUCAAAGAGGACCAAUGCAAUGGAUUUAAAUGAGGUGAAGUUAUACAAAGUUAUCAACCUCACGCUCUCUUCCAGAGUCAUUGAAGUAUAGUGGCAAGAGAAGUCAGGACAACUGUCAAUGACCUGGGAUACAGUGGAUGACCUUAGUGUCUUUGAUGUCUGACCAAGCUCUAAGUACUCUGCAGCUAAUGCUUCAUUUGCCUUCGUGGCUGUUGGAACAAAUUGUUCUCAUUUGCCCAUUCCACUAGAGGAUGUCUUCACAUGCUUGAGGUAGACAUUCCCCAAACUCACCAAAGGGUCUGAGGCCUUUCAGUUACCCUCAACCUGGUUUAGGCUGUUUACCAAGAUGGUUUUUACCAGGGUAUAUCCAGAAUACAAAGAUAAAAAUAAAAUAAUUCUUACUUUCCAGAAGCUUAUGUUCUACAUAGGGGAAACAACAUCAAAAUAAAUGUAUUCAAAGUAAUUUCAGGCUGCAGUAUUAGGGAGAGGAUGGGGGCUUUAAAAGGACUUAUGUAGGAGGGAGCAGUUGAAUUGAGCUUUCUCAAUUGUAGAAUUGUAGAUUCUAGGAGUUCUAUAAGACAUAAGUAAGUAGGGAGAGAAUUGUAGCCUUGGAGGGACAACCUGUUCAAAAGGCACAGAAGUUUAGAGAUGGAGUAUUAGGAGGGUAAAGUACCUGAGGGGGAAUAAUAAAAAAUGAGUCUAUCAAAAUAGGUUAGAGCUAGCUUACAAUAGGAUUUCAAUGCCAAACAGAGGAAUAUAAACUUUGUCCCAAUGUCAUUAGAGAGCCACUGAGCUUUUUGAUUAAGAGGGUGAUAUGGUUACGUCUAUGUUUUAGGAAUAUCAAUUUGGUAACUGAGGAAGAUGGAUCUAAGAGAACAGAGACUGGAGAGAGGGAGAACCAUUAGGAGGUUAUCAGAGUAGUCCAGUUGAGAGAUAUUUAGGAUCUAGAUUAGAAGAGUGACUGUGUUAAUGGACAGAAGAUGAUGGAUGGGAGAGAUCUGAAGAUAGAAUUAAUAAGACUCAAAUAGUGAUUGGUUAUGGGGAAUAAGACAAAAGAAGAACUGAGGAGAACUAGGGGAUUUUGAAUCUAGAUAACUGUAAGGAUGAUGAUAUCAUCCACAGAAAUUGGGAAAUUAAGAGAAUGCAUUAGUUUAGGGUGAAAGCUAAUCCUUCCUUCCUUCCUUCCUUCCUUCCUUCCUUCCUUCCUUCCUUCCUUCCUUCCUUCCUUCCUUCCUUCCUUCCUUCCUUCCUUCCUUCCUUCCUGCCUUCCUGCCUUCCUUCCUGCCUUCCUGCCUUCCUUCCUUCUUUUCUUCCUUCCUACCUUCCUUCCUUCCUGCCUUCCUUCUUUCCACAUUAACUGCCUAGAACACCCUGCUGUAAAUGCUUGACUGAAUCUAAAGAAAAAUAUAGGUGCUAGAUAUGUAGAUAAAGGAAUAAUUUUCAUAGAGAUGAUCAUCAAAACCAUGGAAGAUGGUGCAAUGAGAGAGAAAGGAGCAGUGGGACAGGGAUGGUCUAGAAAAAUGGUCAACAGUGUCAAAUGCUGCAGAGUGGUCAAGAAGAAAGAGAAAAGUAAAGCACUGUGCUAGGACCUGGAGAUAUAAAGACAAAAUAGUAAGUCUCUGCCUCAAGGAGUCAUCAUUCUAUUGGAGUUUACUUUCAGUCAUGGUAGAUAACAUCAUGACAGAUAAUACACUCAGCAAUAUAUUCAUACAUAAACCUUUAUAUUGGUAGCACAUUUUGUGUGUGUACAUUUAUUAUAGAAGUAGCUCAGUGACACAUAUUGAGAACUGUUCUUGGGAUGAAAAACAAUUGGGUUCAAGUACUGUUUCAAGUAUUCACAUUCUUUCCAAGUAAAUGCUACCGUUGUUCAGUCAUUUCAAUUAUGUCUGACUGUGAGUCCAUUUGGAAUUUUCUAGGCAAAGACACAAGAGUGGUUCAUCAUUUUCUUCUGCUCAUUUUAUAGAUGAAGAAACUAAGGCAAACAGGAUAAAGUGACUUGUCCAGGGUCACACAGCUAAUAAGUGUCUAAGGUUAGAUUUGAACUCAGGAAUAUGUCUUCCUGACUCCAGGCCAUGUAUUCUAUCCACUGUGCCAAGUGAGUGACAAGCCAUUUAACCUCUCAGUGCUCCAAGCAAUAGCCCAGGACUAUAAAUUACACACUAUGUGCCAAUCUGCAGUGAUGGAAUUCUGCU